This is a messenger RNA of Guyanagaster necrorhizus, 673 nucleotides long. RefSeq lists its product as uncharacterized. NCBI's taxonomy places the organism in Eukaryota, Fungi, Basidiomycota, Agaricomycetes, Agaricales, Physalacriaceae. The transcript is spliced from 4 exons. The record is from RefSeq and is a predicted model, not a curated record. Bases 152 to 556 code for a protein of 134 amino acids.
CGUCAAUCGCUGGGGUUACCUGAUGCAUUGGCAGGAAUAUGUGUCUCCCAGGUAGAGGGUAAAGAUCGGGUAAUUUUUGACCGGGUCAUUGAUAACUGUGGCGAGCAGCUUGAGUACACUUGCUGUCCGUUGUCUGCACUGUGAAUGCACAAUGUUGGCGACACUCCUUCAGCGGUGGAAAGUACAGCACAGACCUGCUCCGAUUAUUAGUGUCUCAGAAAUAUCGUGCUUCGGCUGCCGCUUAUAUUUCAUCGUUCACAGGAAGGCACGUUUUCAAUUACGAGGGGUUGAGCUGCCUCGGCAUUUCACUGUGACUGGAGCACAUAACACUCUGUACGUACCAUGGGUUUCGCCGGACUUGAGAUCCAUCGAUCCUAUUCUACACGCUGGCGUCCAGCAACAACUGUUGAUGUUGGUACAAGAUGUGUCUAGGGUGCAUGUAAAAGGUCGUCGCCAAUACCCGAAGAUCACCGCGUUUCUGCAAGAGGACGGUGAGGUCAUGGAAGUAUUGCCUUUCAAGGAUAUUCUGAGGGACGGGAGGGCCAAAAGGCCUUAGGAGACGGCACAACUUUCGUCGCUGGCUUGUGUAGUUGUAGUUCUUGUCACAAACCAGGUCAACGGCUUCCGAGGAAGGAGAUUUGUAGGAGCUGAGGCUUCGCUGACGAGAAGAAAG